UUUUAACAAACACCAUUAAUUUUUUAUUUUUAAAUGAAAUCCCACGGCAACAAAUGAAACCCGCCUAAAGAGUAAGGGGUCCACAAGCCACUUUGCUUAGCUCCAAACUCCACAAUUCCACAGAUAAUCCACUUGACCACUUCCAAAAAUCACAACCCAAAAAUGCUUCAUAAAAUACUCCCUAAAUUAACUUAGAUUUGUUGAAAAGAUCGACUAGUAGACCUACGCCGUAUCGUACAACCACUUUUAUUUCCCACCCACCGAAUUCUAAAAAUAAAAUCAAAUUAAAUAUACUUCCAAAAAUUAAAUUAAAAAAAUCACAAUCUUUCCUUUUUCCCCUCUUUUUUUUGACCGUAGACCACACCAACAUUGAAUCGAAUAUAUUUAAUUAUUAUAUUUCCAAUUAAAAUCCUCCCUUCUCACGUCACCCUUCUUCUCCUAUACCUUUCACAUUUGACCUCUUUUCUUCUUCUUAUACCAUUCUCUCUCUUCCUCCUCUUUCUCUCUCUUCUUCUUUCUCUCCCAUUUUUCCAAAUAUUGAUUGAUUGACUGAUUUAUAAAUCACAAAAAUUAACAAAUUUCCCAUAAAAUUAAAUUAAAAAAAAAAAGAAGAAAUUAUCAUGGGUAAAGAUGAAUUAUACAUCGGUGUUCCAAGUUUUUUCAAGUGUCCAAUUUCAUUAGAUGUAAUGAAAUCACCUGUGAGUUUGUGUACCGGUGUUACCUACGACCGCACCAGCAUCCAACGGUGGUUAGACAGCGGCAACAAUACGUGUCCGGCUACGAUGCAAGUUUUAGACACCAAGGAUUUCGUUCCUAACCAUACCCUUCAACGUCUCAUUCAGAUCUGGUCCACCAACCACCACCAUUCCGCCUCCGCUCUCAAGGGUGCUCUUCUUCCGCAAUUCCAUUCCGUGUCAUCUAGUUUCGUAUCGGAUUUGAUAAAACAAUUGUUAGAAUUGGAGACGGAAAAUGAGAAGGAUGAUGAGAUUUUGUUUGAGGGUGUUGUUAAGAUUCUGUGUUUCGCUUCCGAAUCGGCUGAGAACAGGAGAUUUCUGGGUUCGAAUGGGUUGUUUGUUGAUUUUUUGAUUCGAACCGUGUCCUCGGGAGGUCCGGAUCUGUCCCCGGACCUCCUCGAGGCCGUGCUCAAACUGCUCCAUCUUGUCAUUGGUGCAGCAGGCAAUGACAAGAUGGGUAGUAGCCGCUGCGACCUUGUUUCGGCCCUGGCUCGGGUUCUUAAAACUGGCCGGCCAGGGUCCAGGGUUGCAGCGGCUGGUAUUCUUGAGACAUUUGCUCAAGACGUCGAAACGAAGAAAAUCGUGUUUGACCACCAAGAGCUCGGGGUGGAGCUCUUGGGAAUACUAAAGCAAGGGAGAUUCGAACAAGAGGUAGAGAAACAGGCCGUUUUAUCCUGCCUGAUUUCUUUCUCCUCCCCUCGGCGCAACAAACAAAAGUUGGUCCGAGCGGGAGGAGUUAAAACUAUAGGCGAUAUGAUUACCUCACACGGUAACAAUAGUAAUACUAUUGUUACCGUUGAGCUCCUUUUCACCCUGUUAGAAAUGCUAGCAGGGUGCACGGAGGGUCGACUAGCUAUAAUUGAUGAUCCGAAUUGUAUACCCAUGAUAAUCAACAUGUUAAUGAAGGUUUCGAGCGCAGUGAACGAGCAUGGUAUUACACUAUUAUGGGGUUUGUGUUACUUGUUUCGCGAUCAAAGAGUUAAGGAAUCUGUAAUGAAAAGUAAUGGUGGAUUAACCAAGAUAUUAUUGUUGAUGCAGAGUGAUUGCUCCCCUGCUGUCAAGAGGAUGUGCUGUGAUUUGCUUAGGAUUUUCAGGGUUAAUUCUAAGUCUUGCCUUUCUAGCUAUGAUACUAAAACUACCCAUAUUAUGCCAUGUUAAUCUCGGUUUAAUUUGAUUUCUUUUUUUUUUUUUAUAAUUUGGGUGAUGAAAUAGGUGAAAAUUUGGGAGAGAUUAAUAUACAAGAAUUUUGUAAAUGAUAAGAAAAAAAAAAAAAAAGAAAUUUUUGAUGAAUUAUAGAAAGGAAAUUCAUUCCUUCAUUUAUUGUUAUUUUGUGACUAGCUAUGAAACUAAAUUUACCCUAUAGCCA
Messenger RNA from Chenopodium quinoa (quinoa), 2100 nucleotides. Its product is annotated as U-box domain-containing protein 27-like. The transcript has a single exon. Gene Ontology annotation, biological process: protein ubiquitination. Lineage: Eukaryota; Viridiplantae; Streptophyta; Magnoliopsida; Caryophyllales; Amaranthaceae. The record is from RefSeq and is a predicted model, not a curated record. Bases 621 to 1892 code for a protein of 423 amino acids. Gene Ontology annotation, molecular function: ubiquitin protein ligase activity.